Molecule: messenger RNA, 1833 nt
Organism: Penicillium angulare
Lineage: Eukaryota; Fungi; Ascomycota; Eurotiomycetes; Eurotiales; Aspergillaceae
Product: shugoshin family protein
Exons: 4
Coding region: 1-1833 (610 amino acids)
Biological process (GO): meiotic chromosome segregation
Cellular component (GO): chromosome, centromeric region; nucleus
Source: RefSeq, a predicted model, not a curated record
AUGGCCAGGCUGAAUGAUUACACGGCUCCCCCAGAGUCGAUUGAAGCCCUCAAGCGGCGAUUCGUACGGCAAAACCGGGAGAUCGCACGAGUGAAUUCCAUUCAGUCGCUUCGAAUUCGGAGUUUAGAAUCAGAAGUGUCGCAUCUUCUGGCCGAAAAUGUCUCGCUGCGACAACAAGUCAUCAACCUUAGCCAAGAGACCGAACGACUAGAAACGACGAAGACUCUUCAUAAUGGAGUUUAUGAUAUCAAGUCGCGACUUGAUGCUAAGCUAGCAGAGCUGCAUGAUUUAACCUCAGAGCUGGGCAUGCUUCCUCGAAAAUUCGGCAAGCUAGACAAAACCGACUCUGAGCGACCAAAGGCAGCUGAAUCCCGGCCACAACUUUCAGAACCAGAGCAGCAUGGAUUGGAUGAUGGGAAAUUACCAGCCAUUCUGGAGGACAAAUACUUCCCUCGAAGAACCCUUGAAGCACAAGAAAUACAGGACAUUGCCCAAAUGAGCUCGAGCCCAUUUCAACCAGUAGUGGAAGAGGAUCUAUUACAGCCACCUGCUGGUGAUAUCGGAAGCCCAAGCCCGAAAGUCCACGAGAUAUCGGACGUCCAACUAGAAGAUCCCGGCAGCCCUGAUCCAUUCCUUCCACCUACACUCGAGACGCGGAAAAAGAAAAAGAAGGCAGAACCAGUCAUCUCAGAGGAUGAUGGCGCUUCACCCCAGGUCCACCAUACAUCAAGCAAUAAAACAGCACAACCGAGAAAAUCAGGAUCCAAACGCAAAUUCAGCCCAGAUGAGGAUGGCACUUUAUCAGACGGAAUGCCCGAAAGUGACGAGUUCCAAUUCAGCCGACCUUUUCAGAGCCCAAAAAAGCGCACGGAGCCCUUGGACAUGGGAAAGCAGGACACCACACCAACCAAGACCCCUGUGGUCGCUAGACGAGGACGACCGCCUAGUGGCACUGCAAAGCGCAAGGUUCUUCAACCAAAGACUUCGAAUACGAACUUGAGCUCGCCUAGUAAAGCUCGUGCGUCGCUGCAGUCAGACAACAAGAUCUCACAACCACUUGGUCGCAACGAAAACGCCGUAACACUACAAAAAACUAAAGGCAAAAGCUUGAAUCAGGCAGCACGCCGACCGCGUUCAGCUUUGGAUACUCAAAAGGAGAAGCGUUCUCAACUGUCCGUUGAGACAGAUCAACAACAUGAGCCAGCUCCCACAUAUCCAAAAGACCCUUUCAUGAUGCAGGAAGACGGCAUGGCCAGCACCUCCGACGAUAUGUCUGCAUCUCGAACAUCUCGUCGCCGAGGCGCUGUAGUCAGCUACGCGGAGCCCAAUCUACGUGCUAAAAUGCGUCGUCCAACCACAGAUAUGAUUGAUGCAGUAGGCAAAAACGGUGCCCGCAGAUCUUCCAGUUUCCUGAUGGAAGGGUUUGAUGAGGCUAGUGAUGUACAAGAGGGAGAAAGACCAGCAGUUGGUCCUUACUCAGCCAAGGGUGAAGACGACCCAUCCGAUCUCGCCCUUACCCAAAAGACCGCAAGCGCUCCGUCCAAAUAUGAGGCUUCCGAUCAACUUGCGGGGACGGUAUCUCGAAGGAGACAAUCUCGUCGGCACUCGUCGAACCCUAAAGGCGCCACCUACGAAUCGUCAUCAAGAAAGGAUUCAAUGGAGACAGAACACUCCCCCGUAUGGAAUUUAUCACCGGUUACAGCUAGUAAAUAUUCCGCACAAACAGACGGCUCUUUUGAGGCCGAUGACUUUACAUGGAGCAAAUCAACAGUCGACAACAAUACUCGGCGGGAAACUCGUGUGGCGGCACGGAGGAGAAGUAUGAUGGUGUAA